AUGACGACGACGACGACGAUUCGGACGACCUCUUCUUCUCAUCCUACCGCUGACCGUCUUUUUCCUCCUCCUCCUCGUCCUUCUCUGCGAUCGCGUUCGAAAACGAGAGCAAAUGCUGAGAGUUUUAUCCGACGGAGGAGGAGGAAGAAGAACAACAACUCAAGCGUGUUGGCGUCGUCGUCAUCGAACGAGGAGACGACUUUAACGACGACGAUUCAGACGGGAGAAGGAGAGGAAGCAUCAAAGAGGAAGAUUUCUUCGACUUUAAGCGGCGCAAGCUUUACGACGAGCGCGAACAAAACAUCGCUGCCGCCGAGAACGUGCUCAGAAGCCGCGAUUGAAGCCAGAAAUGUGCUGAGAUAUUUACGAGAGAACAGAAGUGCCAAAAGGGACGUCGUAUCGACGAAACGAGUGCGAGUGGAACUCCCGCUUCCGAGAGAAUCCGAAGACGACCGAAUCGUUUGGCUGGGAUUACACGGCCAAGCGAGCGAUUGGUCCGGUGGCAUGUCGGAACGAUUGGCAAAGACGAAAAUUGUGGUCGAAACCAUGUUGAGCGGGUACGCGUUUCGAUAUUUGGGACUGUUGGAUAAAGACGCCGAAGGGAUGGGUUUGUGGACGGCGACGGAGGACAUGUCGAUCGUCGCGCACCCGAGCGAUACGACCAUCGUGCCAUUCUUUUUGAACUUGUUGAGAGGAGAGUACGGCGAACGCGUGGUGAACGAACGAGAACAUUUUUUAGUCGUCGUGAAUGGAUUUUGGAGCGGUAACGGAGAGAAGGUUGGUCAACCGUGGCAGUUUCGCUUGCGAGAAGAGGCCAAAGAGUAUUUAGCGACCGACACAAUCGGAGAAGAAAAAAGGUGGGAGAAAGUGUACUCCUGCAGACGCGCGCGGUCCGCCGCCGGCAUCGAAGGUACGCUCGUUCGAAGGUACCCCGAGCCGUGGUCCUUAUUCGACGCGAGAGGCGUUCGAUUACUCAAACAGUGGCGAGACGAACCGUCGAACCGAGAAAUCGCGGAGACGCUGAACGAAGACGCCGGUCAAGCCGAGGCGGUUGGGUUUACGAAAAACGCAAACGAGAUGAGCAGAGACGACGACGUGAUCUCGUAG
Bathycoccus prasinos is the source of this 1107-nucleotide messenger RNA. RefSeq lists its product with no specific name. Bases 1 to 1107 code for a protein of 368 amino acids. The record is from RefSeq and is a predicted model, not a curated record. The transcript has a single exon. NCBI's taxonomy places the organism in Eukaryota, Viridiplantae, Chlorophyta, Mamiellophyceae, Mamiellales, Bathycoccaceae.